Molecule: messenger RNA, 1050 nt
Organism: Guillardia theta CCMP2712
Lineage: Eukaryota; Cryptophyceae; Pyrenomonadales; Geminigeraceae
Exons: 3
Coding region: 1-1050 (349 amino acids)
Molecular function (GO): protein binding
Source: RefSeq, a predicted model, not a curated record
AUGUUGCCAGUGCACCCCGCGAGCAACGAGCUGGAUCUUUCUCUCCGAGGGCUUGGGGAAGUUCCUCAACCAAUCCAGUUCCUUGGAGGGAUCGAGCGGCUCAUCUUGGACGAGAAUGAAAUCUCGUCCAUCCCUGAGUGGUUUCGAAACCUUUCGAACCUGAGGGAGUUGUCCAUAGCAGGGAACAGGUUGCAAGAGGCGAACUUGGGGCUUCAGUUCUGUUCCCAUCUCACUAAGCUCUGCAUUGCAAACAAUGAGCUACGCCACCUGCCUCCUUCAAUCUCUUGCUGCAUUGCUCUGAACGAGCUUGAUUGCUCUUCAAAUGCCUUGCAGGACUUGCCGUUGAAUUUCAAGAACCUUGUUCAACUGAAAACUCUUAAACUCAUCAACAACCAGUUCUCAUCCAUUCCAGUUUGUCUUUCAUCAUUGGAGGAUCUGAAGAUGCUUGAUGUAUCGGGAAACAAGCUGGAAAAUCAUCUGCCCGACUGGUUGGAAUCGCGACAGAAUCUCCAACUUGUCAUCACGAUCGAAAGGAAGGAUCUAAACAAGCGGCACCCCAUGUUGAGAUCAAUUGCAAGCAGAGUUUCUGCUGACUUGUCGUGUCUGAGUCUUGAAUGCCUUCCUGAUCCGAUCUCGAAGAUCUCUGGGCUGAAACGACUCACCUUGGAUCAAAAUCUCCUCACAAGUUUACCCUUCUUUCUGAGCGAGAUGUCUUUGCUUCAAGAGCUCACUUGCGUUGAUAACCGAUUGGAAUCCUUUCCUGAAUGUCUGCAAUUUUUGUCAAACCUACAUACUCUUUCUUUGGCUCACAACUUGAUCAGACAUGUCCCUCACUGGAUCGACCGUCUGCAGAGUCUGAAGAGUUUAGACAUGCAAGGGAAUCAGCUGACAGAUCUUCCGCUCACUUUCCGCGAGCUCACCAAGGUUUCACGUCUCAACUUAGCAGGUGAGGUCUUGUUUGACAGCACACGGCUGCUGAUAUCUCCACAGAAAACUGUUUGGAUGUUGUUCCUCUCUGUGUUUCAGAGCUUCCGAACCUCCAAGUCUUAG